ACACCUUCUCUCUCUGUUUACUUUGGCUUUAUUGGCUUAUAAUAAUUCCUUUAUUUAUAUUGUUUAAAGCUGGUUCUCUUAAAAACUUGGCCGGAACUUCAUUUCAAAAGGGAGGGAAGGGGAGAAAAGUAAGAGGAAAAUCCAUUUUUUAUCUUGGCGUCCAAACAGAACGUGGCGAAUCAAAUGUGAUGGGAAGUGGUUUCUCCUCCCUCUUCCCUUGCUUCAAACCGGGGACUAACCGGACCCAACACGAACAACCCGACUUGAUCUUCACUGCCUCUGAGCCGUUGGAUGAAACCCUAGGUCACUCUUUCUGCUACGUUCGAUCCUCUAACCGCUUCGUCUCUCCCACUCCCUCCGAUCGAUUUGUCUCUCCUUCUCACUCCCUGCGUUUCUCUCCUUCCCGGGCUGCAACCGUUUCCGAGACCCGACCCGGAUUGCCUGAGACUGGGUUUAAGUCCAUUUCCGGCGCUUCUGUUAGUGCCAACGCUUCGACGCCUAGAACUGUACUCCAACUUGAGAAUAUUUACGAUGAUGCCUUUGACAGUAGUGGGUUUGCUGCUGGUGUUACUGGUGGUGGAGUGAGGGACAGUAUUGUGAACGUGGAGGGGUUCGAAAGCACGGCGUCGUUCAGGGCUUUGCGGUUGCAACCGGUGCCGCCUGGCGGAGAGGGGUUCUUCAUGUCGGGUCCCAUUGACGAGGGUGCUCUAUCCGGUCCACUCGACACGAACUCGGGGACCGACAGUAGCGGGCGGAUACACUUCUCGGCGCCGCUUGGUGGCACGUAUAUGAAAAAGAAGCGAAGGAAUGGCAUUUCUGGGAUUAAGAAGGCAUUAUAUCGGAACUUAUCGGAGAAGAAACGGCCGUGGGUGGUGCCGGUGCUGAAUUUCGUGAACCGCAAAGAGACUUCGGGAACCGGAGAGGAGAGGGAGAAACAUGAUGAGAGUAAUGUGCAGUGGGCGUUAGGGAAGGCGGGAGAGGAUCGGGUCCAUGUGGUUGUGUCGGAGGAGCAGGGUUGGUUAUUUGUUGGGAUUUAUGAUGGGUUUAACGGCCCUGACGCGCCUGAAUUCUUGAUGGGGAAUCUCUAUAGGGCUGUGUAUAACGAACUUCAAGGGUUGUUUUGGGACCUUGAAGAGCCUGACGAGGCAAGUAAUGUAGCAUCAACAAUUGUAGUGGAAAGUGACAAUACGACUAACUCAUCACUAGAAAGAAACGGUAAAGAUUAUGGGGAGGGUUCAAUCGGUGAAGCAGAAUCGAAUUUAGUUAAUUUAGAAAAUGUAGCUAAAGAUGAUUCGUCAAAGGAAACGGGUGCUGAAAAGGACGGGGAUGGUACAAUUGGCGGAAUUGAAUCGAGCUCGGGGCCUCAUGAAAGGGCAAAGAGGGUAACGUUUCAAUCAGAGGGGAUAGAGAUUACACAGAGAAGACGAUUAUGGGAAUUCCUUGCUGAGGAUGAUGCAGAAGACGGGCUUGAUCUUUCAGGGUCUGAUAGAUUUGCCUUUUCUGUUGAUGAUGCAAUUAGUGUUGGCAAUGCGGGGUCUGCAGUCAGUAGAAGGUGGUUAUUGCUGUCAAAACUGAAACAAGGGUUGUCAAAACGUAGGGAGAAUAAUAUUUUUCCAUGGAAAUUUGGAUUGGAGAGAAGAGAGGAGAAGGUGGAGAGUAGUAGAGUGGAGGAGAGGGUUUUGAAGAGGAAGCGGAAGGUAGGACCUGUUGGUCAUGAUUUGGUUUUGAGGGCAUUAUCAAGAGCGCUAGAAAUGACUGAGCUAGCAUACUUGGAUAUGACCGAUAAGGUGCUGGAUACAAACCCAGAGUUAGCAUUGAUGGGUUCGUGCUUAUUGGUGGUGUUGAUGAGGGAUGAGGACGUGUAUGUGAUGAAUGUGGGUGAUAGCAGGGCAAUCGUGGCACAGUAUGAGCCAGAAGAUGUUGGUUCUUGUGUGGAUGGUUCCGGGUUGACCAUGGAGGGGCUAACUGAGGGUCCUGCUCAAGCAAUGAGGUUGACUGCAUUGCAGCUGUCCACUGAUCACAGCACAAGCAUUGAAGAAGAAAUCUUAAGAAUCAAGACUGAACACCUUGAUGACAGCCAGUGUAUUGUCAAUGAUAGAGUGAAAGGUCGUCUUAAGGUUACCAGAGCAUUCGGAGCAGGAUUUCUCAAACAGCCCAAAUUUAAUGAUGCAGUGUUGGAGAUGUUUCGGAAUGAGUAUAUUGGUACUGCACCAUAUAUAUCCUGCAUGCCUUCUCUCUGUCACCAUCGACUGUGUCCAAGAGAUCAAUUUGUAGUCCUCUCAUCUGACGGACUAUAUCAGUAUCUGACCAAUCAGGAAGUGGUUUCUCAUAUUGAGAGUUUCAUGGAGAAGUUUCCAGAUGGAGACCCAGCGCAGCACCUGAUAGAGGAGCUUCUUUCUCGCGCAGCCAAGAAAGCUGGGAUGGAUUUCCAUAAAUUACUAGACAUACCACAGGGAGAUCGACGGAAGUACCAUGAUGACAUUACUGUUAUGGUGAUAUCUCUUGAAGGAAGAAUCUGGAAGUCAUCAGGAAAGUAUCCUUGAAAUCUUGGUACAUUGCUGUCUCUCAACUGGUGACCACAUUUAAGUGAGAUCAAUAGAAUGCGGUUUCAAUUCUCAAGUUGAUUCUUCUGCAAGCAGUUUAGAGAGUUUGGAUGAUAUGAUCCAUUUUUUUAUGGGUUAGAAAAACAUAUCUUCGGGCUAUACAGAGUUAACAGGGGCCACUCCAAUGAUAUUAGCAAAGACUAAUGCUAGGUAGCCAUUAAUGGUUGAGUAGAUGCCCUGAAGGAAAAAGAACACUAGGGAAAUCUGCAGAUGGGGGUUGGUGGCAAAUGCUCCUUGGAAUGAAAAUGUUUGUUUCCUUGUAAACCCAUGUUUUUCUUAUAUAUUUUUUCAUAGUUGGAGACCUUUUUCUAUUCAUAGGUGCAUUAAUUUUACCUUUUAGAGCCAAAAAAAAAAAAAAAAAUCUUGGGGAAGAGGGUCUGUAAUAUGGUGGGGGUAUACUGAACUCGAUCAUUUCCUAGUCUAAAGUGAGCUCUGUAAUUUUGAAGGUGGAUUUCCACCAACGCGGUUCAAAAGUAUUCAUUUUUCUUUUCUCAAA
Molecule: messenger RNA, 3099 nt
Organism: Hevea brasiliensis (rubber tree)
Lineage: Eukaryota; Viridiplantae; Streptophyta; Magnoliopsida; Malpighiales; Euphorbiaceae
Product: protein phosphatase 2C 29
Exons: 4
Coding region: 189-2543 (784 amino acids)
Biological process (GO): protein dephosphorylation
Molecular function (GO): protein serine/threonine phosphatase activity
Source: RefSeq, a predicted model, not a curated record